Molecule: messenger RNA, 1169 nt
Organism: Anopheles stephensi (Asian malaria mosquito)
Lineage: Eukaryota; Metazoa; Arthropoda; Insecta; Diptera; Culicidae
Gene: spag4
Product: SUN domain-containing protein 3
Exons: 5
Coding region: 47-883 (278 amino acids)
Biological process (GO): nuclear envelope organization
Cellular component (GO): nuclear envelope; meiotic nuclear membrane microtubule tethering complex
Molecular function (GO): protein-membrane adaptor activity
Source: RefSeq, a predicted model, not a curated record
UUUUGAAGAUUUGGUGCGGAAAAGCUGUUGCACCGAUGCUCUCAGUAUGCUGUGUUUGUUUGGUAGCAGAUGGAAAAGCAUUCUUUUCAGUAUGUCGGAAACUCACCAGAAGAACUUGGCCCUAUACAUACUGUGCAUCCUGUUGACGUGUUUCAUCCUGUUUCAAGUUUUUGUAAGUGAAAACGUCACCACCGAACAGCUGCAUAGCCGGAAGCUCAUCGAAGAGCGGCCGAAACAACGGCAAUAUGAAGAGCUUUCCAAUGAAGUCGGUGUAAACAUUGCGUCAAAUGUGCAAUGUUUUAAAGAACUGGAAGAACUCAACGAGCGAAUCUUUCUCUUAGAACAGCUCAACUUUGACAAACUUGGACCAACCGAUUAUGCUUCGCGUAUUUUUGGUGGCGAGGUGGUUUCGGCAGUUACAACGUCGCGGCACGGAAACUCGAUUAUGAGCAGAGUGCGCUCUAUGAUAUGGUCCAUCAAUGAUAACUAUUAUCAAAUGCAGUGCAUCAUACAGGACUGUGGCACUUGCUAUGCGUUGGAAGGAAGCUCCGGAACGAUAGUGCUGAAGCUAGCAAAGAAUGUACACGUGAACGCCAUUACAAUAGAACACAUUCCGAAAUCAUCGUUACCGAUCAAAACGGACGUCUAUAGUGCCCUAAAAGAAUUUUCAGUUUGGGGUUCAAACAAUCCUAGUAACACAGGCAAGGAAACUUAUUUCGGCACAUUCACCUUCGACUACAUGACGACAUUUUUGGAAACGUUUGAGUUUGAUUUGGACCGCGAAGUGCCUAGCGUUCGUUUCGUACGAAUUGACAUUCAUUCUAAUCAUGGUGAAAAAUUCACUUGUAUCUACAGGAUUCGUAUUCACGGAACGCCCGAGUAACAAUCUACUUAAAAUGGAACUAUUGUCUCUUCAGUUGAGUUAAGAUACAGGGACUAAAUUUUUUUCCAAAAUUCAGUACAUCCAACAGAUUUGAGACAUUUUUUGAUAUCAGGAUAUAAUUUUUUGAGAGGAUUUAAAAUUUGAUUUAUCUUUUUCUAGCUAGAAACACCAAAAAUUUCUUUCUGUUUGAUGUUUCUGAAUAACUUUUUAUCCAAAAAAUUGUGUACCUCAUACUUGUAUUAAAAUAAUCCCAAAAAUACAUUAAAAUAGAUUUUUUCGACAGCAA